Messenger RNA from Symbiodinium sp. CCMP2456, 835 nucleotides. Lineage: Eukaryota; Dinophyceae; Suessiales; Symbiodiniaceae. The record is from the annotation of a GenBank genome assembly.
GUUCCUGGAGACGUUCCGGCGAGUGCAGGAGAAUGGUGAGCGAGAAGACCGCCUGUACUAUGUGGAGCAAGCCAAGGGCAUGGUGCGCGAGAAGAAAACGACAUUGUAUGUGGAAGCCAGCCACAUUGCUCAAGCUGAUCCGGACGUGAUUAAUUUCGACCCCCUCGACCUGGCACAGGUGAUCCAGACGAGGUACAUGAUCGUGCGCGAUGCUAUCAACGCAGCUGUUCCUCAGCUCCUGGCGAACAUGGACGACCAAGAUGUUCAAGCCGAGGUAGCGAAGGUGGAUGAGCUCAAGUACGUCGUGGCCUUCUGCGACAGCGGAACUGACCAAUUCACUGGAAUCCGGGACCUCCGCACCGAGACUCUAGGAAGGCUGGUGACCAUCUGCGGCACCGUCACUCGCACCACUGAUAUCAAGCCCGAGCUGCUGGUCGCUUCGUGGCAGUGCGGCGAGUGCAAGCGAGAGGUCAGUGGAAUCAAGCAGGAGUUCAAGGUCACGAUGCCAGCGCUGUGUCCGACCAAGCACUGCGGAAAUCAAACGAAUUGGAAGCUCUUGCCGUACUCCCGCUCGACGCGAUGGGGGGAGUGGCAGCGCAUUCGGCUACAGGAGAACGAGAACGAAAUCCCUGCAGGCUCGAUGCCCCUGACCAUGGACGUGAUUGUUCGGGACGAAUGCACGGAGAUGUGCAAGGCCGGCGACAAGCUGAAAGUCACAGGCUCCCUCAUUGUUGUACCCGACGUGCCCACGCUGAUGAGCCCCUCUGAGCUGAAGUCUUCAGUGCGCAAAUCGCUGAACACUCGCUCCGACCAGACCUACGGCGGCGGCGACGGA